UCCUUCUCAUUCCCUGAGCUCCAAAAGGUUUCUGUGAUCUGGGCCGGGUCUCUGCACCUGUUGUUUUGUCGUUUGGAGAGUUUUUGCUUUUGGGAUUUUCCUAGUGGUGCUGGUCCCGGUGGUGCUGCUGGUGAUUUUGGUCACGGUUUUGGGGACAUGGAGCGUCGUCAGAGUCUGGAGGAGCAGCUCCGGUGUCCUGUCUGUCUGGACGUCUUCAGUGAACCUCUGAUGUUACAGUGUGGACACUCUUAUUGCAGGUGUUGCGUGCGCUCCAUGACAGUGGACCUGCUCGGUCAGCUGCAAUGUCCCGUGUGUCGCUGUGCUGUAGACGGAGACAGUCCUCCUCCCAACGUCAGCUUGGCUCGUAUCAUCGAGGCUCUGCAGGACGUGAGUGUAUCAGGUGGAGCCCAGCCCGAGUCGUGUCCUCAGCAUCACAACCCACUCAGCCUUUACUGUGAGGACGAACAAAUGGUGAUCUGUGGCCUCUGUGGAAGCAUCGGUGCUCACCGCGGACACAAAAUCACACCUGUGAGCUCUGUCUACAGUCACAUGAAGGAGGACAUUUCCUGUCUGAUGACAGACUUCCAGCAUCAGAAACGGAAACUGGAGGAUCAGAUCUGUAAAAUGGCGUACAACAAAUCCAGGAUCACUAAUGAGUCUGACGUGCUGAAGUGGGUGGUGAGGAAGGAGUUUGGUGAGCUGCGGCGCUGCCUGGAGGUGGAGGAGGCGGACUUCAUGCAGCAGGUGGAGACUUCGGCUGCAGACCUCAUCUUGUCCCUCCAGAACCAGACGGACCAGUUAAACCAGAACCUGCAUCGGCUGCAGGAGGCCCUGAACACCCUGCAAGACCUGAGCAACGAGGGGCACCUGGACUUCAUCAUGAAGUACGGAUCGAUUGCUCCGAGGUUCAGAGCAAUCCAGGAGCUCCAGCUGAAGGAGGAGAGAAUCUUCAGCUCUCUGAACUUCAGACCAGGUUUCAACCACAGCGACAUCAAACUCACGGUGUGGAAAAGAUUACACCGAAAAGUCCUGCCAGCUCCAGAGCCGUUGAAGCUGGAUCCUCAGACGGCUCACCCAAUGUUGGAGCUCCAUGGUGGGGACACACUGGUGUCCUGUGGGGCUCUGCUGCGGAGGCUCCCUGAUAAUCCAGAGAGGUUCAGUUACAGCUACUGUGUCCUGGCCAACCGAGGCUUCUCCUCUGGGAAACACUACUGGGAGGUGGAAGUUGGAAACAAACCGAAAUGGCGCCUUGGCUUGAUCAAAGGAACGACCAAUCGUAAGGCCAAGCUGGUGAAGAAUCCAGAUUGUGGAGUGUGGCUGAUUGGACUGAAGGACGGGGUUUACGAAGCCUUCACUUCCCCCAGGGUAGUCCUGCCGCUGUCAUGUCCCCCCCGCCGGGUGGGACUCUUCUUGGACUACCAAGGCAGAUGUCUGACCUUCUUUAACAGUGACAGUCCUGACGAGCUGGGCUUCAUCUACAGCUUCAGACUGGAGGUUCAGGGGAAGGUCUACCCCCUGCUGGACGUGUGCUGGCACGAGCGAGGAGACAACAAAGAGCCUCUGGUCCUCCUGCAUCCCCACAGGGAGCACCCCCUGCCCCAGCCUCACAAGGAGCACCUCCUACCCCAGACCCAGAAACCCAACAAGUGAAAGAUUGAGGAGACGACAGCUCCUGGUCCUCCUGCAUCCCAACAGGGAGCACCUCCCGCCUCAGCCUCACAAGGAGCACCUCCUCCCCCAGACCCAGAAACCCAACAAGUGAAAGAUUGAGGAGACGACAGCUCCUGGUCCUCCGGCAUCCCAACAAGGAGCACCUCCCGCCACAGCCUCACAAGGAGCACCUCCUCCCCCAGACCCAGAAACCCAACAAGUGAAAGAGUGAGGAGAUGACAGCUCCCGGUCCUCCUGCAUCCCAACAGGGAGCACCUCCUGCCCCAUCCCCACAGGGAGCGCCUCCUGCCCCAGACCCAGAAACCCAACAAGUGAAAGAGUGAGGAGAUGACAGCUCCCGGUCCUCCUGCAUCCCAACAGGGAGCACCUCCCGCCACAGCCUCACAAGGAGCACCUCCUCCCCCAGACCCAGAAACCCAACAAGUGAAAGAGUGAGGAGACGACAGCUCCUGGUCCUCCGGCAUCCCCACAGGGAGCACCUCCCGCCCCAUCCCCACAGGGAGCGCCUCCUGCCCCAGACCCAGAAACCCAACAAGUGAAAGAGUGAGGAGAUGACAGCUCCCGGUCCUCCUGCAUCCCCACAGGGAGCACCUCCUGCCCCAGCCUCACAAGGAGCACCUCCUCCCCCAGACCCAGAAACCCAACAAGUGAAAGAUUGAGGAGACGACAGCUCCUGGUCCUCCUGCAUCCCAACAGGGAGCACCUCCCGCCCCAUCCCCACAGGGAGCACCUCCUGCCCCAGACCCAGAAACCCACAUAACACAUAAAAAAACAUUAAAAACUUUGAACAAAGUUAAAUUUUUUAUUAUUCUUUCAAUAAUUACACAAUGGACAACAACAUACACAACACAGCAUCAAUAUGAACCAACCUAAACUUGAGAAAGUCAUCUUUUUCAGCACUGACUAGACAAAUUCAGUCUUCAGUCUGAGUCUUCUCUUCACCAAAGAACCAAUAAAGAAUCUGCCCAAACUCAGAAACACUUUUUAUUGGACUGCCUCAGUCUGACUGGCUGACUAUCCUCCUCUCCUCCUCCUCCUCUCCUCCUCCUCACCUCUUCCUCCUCCUCUUCCUCUCCUCCUCCUCCUCCUCCUCCUCCUCACCUCUUCC
Micropterus salmoides (largemouth bass) is the source of this 2779-nucleotide messenger RNA. RefSeq names its product E3 ubiquitin-protein ligase TRIM50-like. Gene Ontology annotation, molecular function: protein binding; zinc ion binding. Lineage: Eukaryota; Metazoa; Chordata; Actinopteri; Centrarchiformes; Centrarchidae. The transcript has 9 exons. The coding region runs from base 157 to 1650 and encodes 497 amino acids. The record is from RefSeq and is a predicted model, not a curated record.